CCAAGACUUGAAAUGGCUUUAAAUAUUCAUUUAACCAUACAUCAAUCGUUUUCCAAAGGCUAAUCGUUCUAAACCAAACACCACCCACUCUUAAACUACAUUACCAAAUCAAUUAAAAUAGGGAAUCAUAACAACACAACAGAAGAUUAUGAUAAACCAUUAAAGAAGCCUUUAAGCUAUUCAAGUAAAAGGGAUCCAUUGGUAAUGGCAGACUCCGACAUAGAGACGAGUAGCAACCACAAUAGCAACAGCAACACCAGCCAUUCAACCUCAUCGACCACGAGCGUUCACGUUACAGCACUUGACGGGAUCGUAAGUGCUAAUUCUCUCUUCACGGUCGCAGUCUUUGUCGGGAUAUCCUUUGACCAACCACGUGACCUCAGCCUCACGGACAGAUCCGAGUGCAAUGCAGGACGAGACGUGGAACGCGACCUAGUUGUGUUUGAAGUCAUCUCAUUUGCCUUCUUCCUCUUCUCCUCCCUGGUGGCUCAAGGCAUGAAGCUAGCCAUCAACCUUUUGAACAGCAAAGAAACGGAUGAAGUGUUUAAAGCAAAUAUUAACAGGGAUGUGCUUCGUUUUGGUGUGGUUGGUGCAGCUGGUGGAUCUAUCUUGGGCUGUGUUUUUCUCCUGUUGUCAAUUGUUGAUGUUAUUCAGCUUCGUAUCGGGCUACUCUCUUGCGGCAGUGCUUUGGCAAUUCAUACUGUCUUGGCGCUUGUGGUUUUGGUCUCUUCUGCUCUCAGUGUUUAUAUCUUCACUGUGUUCUACUCUUUCAGGAAAUAAUUGAUCUUUAAGAACCUUAUAGUUAGUGAUAUAAGCAUAUAUAUAUAUGUGUAUUGGAUAAUGUUAAAAACUUUAAGCAUACAAAUAUGUAUGAGUUCAAAAAAGAUAGUUACCGAGAAUGUAAAUUCUGCAAAA
This is a messenger RNA of Capsella rubella, 915 nucleotides long. RefSeq lists its product as uncharacterized. Bases 205 to 780 code for a protein of 191 amino acids. The record is from RefSeq and is a predicted model, not a curated record. The transcript has a single exon. Lineage: Eukaryota; Viridiplantae; Streptophyta; Magnoliopsida; Brassicales; Brassicaceae.